UUUACCGGAAAAUCAUUCUUCCGAUUUCCAUCAUUUUCGGCGGCCACCGUCGACUUCCUUCUAUCUCUCUCUCUCUCUCUAUAUAUAUAUAUGAAUGUGUGUGCGUGUGCGCGUUUAUAUGUCUUUCUCUCUCUAGAUCUAUCUGCCUCCGGGGACGCCUCUGUCCUCCUUCCCCGGUUAGGGCUGCUUCGUUUUCUGUAGAGAAUCGGUGAUCUGAUCGUCUUACAAUGGCUAAUUCAACGACAUAACACUCGCGCUUAUUUUCCGCAAUCGUGCGGGAAAAGGUGCUUUGCGAAAGAUUAAGUUAGUUUUCCAGGAAAAUCACACUAUUUUUCUCGGUUGAUUAGGAUCGGAAUCCGAAUUGAAUAUCCUCAGAGGAUGCAGUCCCCGACGAUGAACCGGAAGCAGCCGCUGCUAGGCGAGAGGGUGGCGGAGAGGCGGAGCAUGGCGGAGGUGGCGGGAGGGGCGACGGCGGGGUGCGUGGCGGUGUGGUGCUGCUUCCCCUGCUCGGUGAUGAACCUGGUGGUGAUGGCGGCGUACAAGGUGCCGGCGGGGCUGUGCCGGAAGGCGAUGCAGAAGAAGAGGCGGAAGAGGCAAAUGAAAAGGAAGAAGAAGGCUAUGGAGCAGCAGCAGAUGCCGCCGAGGCUUGGGAGGUUCUUGAGCUUCGAUGAAUCGGAGAUCGAUUGGAUGGAAUCGGAGGUCGAGGACGGCGACGAAGCGACGGCGACCGCCAAUUUCGAGACGGAGAUGUGGAGCCAGUUCUCCGGUGCAGGUUUCUGGAGAAGCCCUUCGCAGAAGGAACAGUGAAGAGAUUGAUUGUGUACGGACUGUAGAUUGCAACCGGAGAGGGGCAACGCGUACGGUGAUUCUUCAGAUAUCGUUCUUCUCGAACUUCAGUGCUUGAACGCUUCGUUUGGUUACCUUCGGUCACUUUCUUUUCUGGCUUCGAUAGAAAAUGAGAUGGAUUUUCUCGGGAAAAUCAUGGAUUGGAACCGACGCGCCCUCUUUGUAAAUCUCCCCCCCCCGCCCCCCCCCUUUUUUUUUCAUUUUACUCUUCAGAAAAAUAAAAAAAGAAGUUUGUUUUAUUGUUAUUUAUUUUCUUAAUGUCUGCAUUUUGUUCUCUUUUUUCUUUUUUAUUUUUCUCUAACAGGGAAAUUGUUUUCAAUGUAAAUCUUCAAAUGUGAAUUGAAAGGGUCGGGUCAUGAAACACCCAGCGGAUCUAA
This is a messenger RNA of Diospyros lotus (date-plum), 1223 nucleotides long. RefSeq lists its product as uncharacterized. The coding region runs from base 379 to 807 and encodes 142 amino acids. The record is from RefSeq and is a predicted model, not a curated record. NCBI's taxonomy places the organism in Eukaryota, Viridiplantae, Streptophyta, Magnoliopsida, Ericales, Ebenaceae. The transcript has 2 exons.